Messenger RNA from Linum tenue, 899 nucleotides. Lineage: Eukaryota; Viridiplantae; Streptophyta; Magnoliopsida; Malpighiales; Linaceae. The record is from the annotation of a GenBank genome assembly.
CCUACCUUCCCUCCCUCUUGGAAAAAACUCUCUCUUCCUUCUUUACAAGAGAGAAACGAACUGAACCCAAUCAAUUUCUCCUCUUUCUCUCAUGCGUUAGUUCUUCUGCAGAGUGAUAGAGCCAAACCCUAGCCCGAUUUUCUCCACAACCCCUACCUUGUCUCUCAUUCCUUUUCCCUCUUCUCUUUCUAUCUAACCUCUUCCCCUCUUUCUGACAAACAAACCCGAAUAUAUCCCCAAAUGCCAUCAUCACCGUCGACACCAUUAACGCUCCCGCCGCUGCCAUCGUCUCCGGCAAGUCCUACGUCCUGCUGCCGUCCGUUCCGUCUCAAUUCUGCGGCUCAUAGAACUUUGCCUAUGAUGCGGCCCGGAAGAGCCACAACCAACAAUCAAUCGCCUUCGUGAGACAGAACAGCACGCAUGCUACAUCUUCCUUCAACAGCGCCAUCAUCCCAGGUUCAGAUUGCCCUCUUCUUGGUGCUGAUGGUUGAUCUCUGUAUUGUUUCUGUGGGUUGCUUGAGAAGCCAAGGGUCGAGGCAUCUGAGAAGCCAAAGCCUGUUUCAUUUGGCAGUAUCAAUUGCAGAACUUAGCAACUUUUGCAUUGGUUGUAUUGUUACUUGCUUGCUACGUUGUUACAAAAUUCAAAGGAAUAAAAGGAAAAAGGUCUUCACGAUUUGGUGCCUACAUAUGUUGUUUCUCCUCUUUUUUGUCAUGGGGCAGCACAAGUGUUCUUAUUACUUGGGGGUGGUGAUGGGAAGUUAUUACAAAGAGAGCUGGAAGCUCAAAGACAACUUGUAGGUUAUGGGACUGGAUUGCAUUUGCUACCACGGUUGGGAUAAAUGGAGGCCCUGGUCAUGGUGGCUCACAUAGGCAAGGCAGUAUGAAUAUUUUAGCAAUAC